This is a messenger RNA of Filobasidium floriforme, 966 nucleotides long. Its product is annotated as cytokine-induced anti-apoptosis inhibitor 1, Fe-S biogenesis-domain-containing protein. Lineage: Eukaryota; Fungi; Basidiomycota; Tremellomycetes; Filobasidiales; Filobasidiaceae. Gene Ontology annotation, molecular function: iron-sulfur cluster binding. The transcript has 3 exons. The record is from RefSeq and is a predicted model, not a curated record. Gene Ontology annotation, cellular component: cytoplasm. Bases 1 to 966 code for a protein of 321 amino acids. Gene Ontology annotation, biological process: iron-sulfur cluster assembly.
AUGACCGACACUCAGACUCCCAACGCUAGCGACCUCCCUACCAUCGUCAUCGGCUGCAUGGAUCGGCUGGACGAGUAUCAGAACCUGUUGACCAAGUUGUGGCAGGUCGAAGGCAAGGACAAGGUCAGGGGGGAGAUGGUCGAUCGGGUCGUCCAGGGCGCUACUCAACUGCCUUCCCAGCUACACCAGAUGCACAUCCUCAUCCCCGAAUCCCAGAGCCUUCCUCUACUUCCCUACGUACCUUCAUCAACGACGGUACAUUUCCACCCGAACGCCUCGAGUGCGGGUUCAUCGUCAUCUUCUCCGUCGUUUGCUACUUCACUCGUGGACCAAGGAUGGACACCGAUCGCAUCUGCAUCCCUCUCUGCGGGUAACCCGGACGGCCAUAUCAUCUCCUUUACCUCUCCCAUUCAAUCUCAACCCCCUACCACAUCUUCAAGCACAAACACGGACGACACCUCCAAUUCCGCUACUACGAACCCCGGCGGCACAGUCAAACUCCUCCGCAAGAAACGACCUACGACCAAAGCUCAGAAAUCGUCCAUCUGGGCCGCCUACUCCCCGAUGCUAGAGGAGCCCGAGAAGCUGUUGACGGCCGAGGACAAGAAGCGGCCCGAGUGCGUGUUUCCCGAUCCGGUGGACGGGGCGAAGAAGAGGAGGAAGAGGGCCUGCAAAGACUGUACCUGCGGCCUCAAAGAACUCGAAGACUCUGAAUAUGACGCUCCGACUCCCGCAUUCUACAUCGAGGGGGACGACGACAUCCCCCUGUCCAUCAAGAACGCUACUGCCGGCGUCGAAAAGAUCUGGCCCAAGGGGGAGAAACUGCAGACGGCGGUCAAGACGUCGAGCUGUGGGAGCUGUUACGCUGGGGACGCGUUCAGGUGUGGGAGUUGUCCGUACCUCGGGUUGCCGGCCUUUGAGCCGGGGCAGGAGGUGAAGAUUCCAUUGGAGAUGAGCGAUAUUUAG